Molecule: messenger RNA, 906 nt
Organism: Cutaneotrichosporon oleaginosum
Lineage: Eukaryota; Fungi; Basidiomycota; Tremellomycetes; Trichosporonales; Trichosporonaceae
Source: RefSeq, a predicted model, not a curated record
AUGUCGAUCUCACCGCGGCCCGAGGCACAGCAGUUCCCGCAGGGCAACGAAAGCUCGGAGGACGAACUAGAGCCCACCCGCCCACCACUGGACGGCGACGUGGCCGUUGAAGUGCUUUCCGAUAAACAUCCGUCGCCGACGUCGGCCAGGCGACCAACGUUCCCUCACCGCCUCUCCUCCUCUUCCACCUCUCCAAGCGAGGAAGAAUACGAAAGUGACGUGACUUUCCGUCCCCCACUCGAACGAGAGCGUCUGCGUAGGCUACAACACCCUAUGCAGCCCACGAGCAUCGAGCAUCCACACGACGCCUCAGCUCGCGAUCCUCACGCCCACGACACACCGACCGUCGAGUUCGAGUCUCCCCUCAAAAGAAAGCAUCUACGGCUUGACGACGAAAGGCCACAUGCAUCCAAGCGUCACAGAUUCCAUGUUGAUGAGGACGUGGCAAUGGACCCGCCCAAUAUCGCCUCCGGUCCAGGCUGGUAUGAGCCGGAGAAGGAUCGCAUUGUGGUGACCUCGCUCUCAAGCCCGGAGCCUUCCUCUCGCUCACCGAGCCCCGACCCAGGACCAAGGCGUCCAUACUCCUUCGAAGAGCACAAACACCUCACGCAGCCGGGCGCGGAUGGCUUCACGAUCUCGCCCUCCCUCCUUACGCAUCUCAUGGCGGCGCAGAGCGACCAGUUCACCCCCGCUUACAAUGCUGUACCUGAGCGAGGACUCGUUCUCUAUCGCCCCCUCGGCAUUCCCCCUGCCGAGCAUGUCGUCAAGCAGUGGGAUGAGGAGCCGGGGCGUUUCGAAGAGGUCGACGAUGACGAGGACAUGUCCACCGAGCCGAGCGGAAAUCAGUGGGGCGACGACAUCGCGCAGCAGUGGGAGCAGAACGACGACGCAAUGGACAUUGAAUAG